AUGUAUGAUUUACAGGUCUGGCCAAGAAAGGUGGCCAAAAAGCUGCUUGGGAAGCCAUUUUGUAGUAACUCCGUAGCUGACUUCCCGAGCUCGGAUGACUUCCAAGAUCUUUGCUUCAGCACUGAAGAAUUUGUCAGCUCAAAUAUUAGACCUUCUGGUGAUCAACAAAAAGUAACUCGCAAGUACAAAUUAUUUGCAAGCACAUGGAACGUUGCUGGCAUCCCACCCUCUGAUAAUCUAGAUUUGGAGGACUGGCUGGACACAAGAGACAACUCCUAUGACAUCUAUGUUUUAGGAUUUCAAGAGGUUGUUCCUCUUAAUGCCAAGAAUGUCCUCGGCCCAGAGAAUAACACCAUUUCCAUGAAGUGGAAUUCAUUGAUUAAGACAACAUUAAACAAGCAUUCGAACAGCUUUCAUAGCAUCAUAAGCAAGCAGAUGGUUGGGAUCAUGGUUUCUGUAUGGGUCAGAAAUGAUCUCCUACCGUCCAUUCGCCAUCCAAGCGUUUCCUUUGUAGGCUGUGGGAUCAUGGGAUUUCUAGGAAAUAAGGGAUCAGUUUCGCUUAGUUUUUUACUACAUGAAACCAGCUUCUGCAUAGUCUGCUGUCAUUUGGCUUCUGGAGGGAAGGAAGGAGAUGAGAUUAACAGAAAUUCAAACGCCAUGGAGAUAUUCUCUAGAACCAGAUUCUCCUCAGGACCUUCUCUUGAUUUGCCAAGAAAGAUAUACGAUCAUGAGCGAAUAAUCUUGCUUGGUGACUUGAACUAUAGAAUUUCCUUACCAGAUGAAGAGACGAGGUCAUUAGUAUUGCAGAAGGAAUGGGAUAUCUUACUGAAGAAAGAUCAGUUGAGAGGAGAGAUAAUGGAGGGAAGAACAUUUGGAGGUUGGAAUGAGGGAGAUAUCAACUUCUCUCCAACAUACAAAUAUUAUCUGAAUUCUGAUGAGUAUUAUGGCAUCGUCCAAGGAAGAAAAGGCGAGAAAAAGCGUGCGCCUGCAUGGUGUGACCGCAUACUUUCGUAUGGGACUGGAUUGAAUCAAACUGGAUAUGAUAGGUGUGAAUCCAAGCACUCGGAUCAUAGACCUGUUCGUGCAACCUUCAAUGUUGAAGUGGAGUUCUUAAAGCGUUCAAAUUCAUCAUAG
Dendrobium catenatum is the source of this 1134-nucleotide messenger RNA. RefSeq names its product type IV inositol polyphosphate 5-phosphatase 9-like. Gene Ontology annotation, biological process: phosphatidylinositol dephosphorylation. Gene Ontology annotation, molecular function: phosphatidylinositol-3,4,5-trisphosphate 5-phosphatase activity; inositol-polyphosphate 5-phosphatase activity; phosphatidylinositol-4,5-bisphosphate 5-phosphatase activity. Lineage: Eukaryota; Viridiplantae; Streptophyta; Magnoliopsida; Asparagales; Orchidaceae. The transcript has 7 exons. The record is from RefSeq and is a predicted model, not a curated record. The coding region runs from base 1 to 1134 and encodes 377 amino acids.